This is a messenger RNA of Pelagomonas calceolata, 1419 nucleotides long. The record is from the annotation of a GenBank genome assembly. NCBI's taxonomy places the organism in Eukaryota, Pelagophyceae, Pelagomonadales, Pelagomonadaceae.
CCAGAAACCAGAGAACAAACAACACACGUGCAAGUGCAAGCUGUCGGGGGCUGUGAGGGCGAUGGCACCUCACCACAUGAUCCUCGCCGCCCUGCUGCUGGGGGCAGCCCGCGCGCCCCCGCCGGGCGGCGGUGGUGGCGGUGGCGGCGGUGGGGGCGGCAGUAGCAGCGCGACCUGUGCGGCGGACGGGAGCAGUGCGAGCUACACGGAAACGAUCACGACCCAGAGUGGCGUAAGCGUGCGCAAGAUUGUGUCCACGGGUUGUCCCAACCACGAGUCCUACUGCACGGGGAAGCCGGGAAAUUCUUGCGGCGACGAGGGAAAGCAAACGACGCUCGUCGAGGGCAAGGAGCAAAGCCUGAGUGUCGAGGUGCCCGCGAACCCAAAGCUCAAGAGCUCGUACACUGCCGAAGAACUAGAUUGCAGCAUGGGCACCAUCGCGUAUGCUCUAAACGGCGUAGGCUUCUACUCGGGGGCCGUAGCGUUCGUUUCGGGUGGCCCCUGCCCUCAACUCGACGUGGCCGACGCGACGGCCGAGUGGAUCUCAUUUGAUUGCUGUUCCGGGCACAGCACGGGCUCCGGCGGCUACCACUACCAUUUUCCCCCGUCGUGCCUAUUAGCUCAAGCGGAUGCGGACGCGCCGGUGGGCACAACAGUAGCGAACGGACACUCUCCGCAGAUUGGCUGGGCACAAGAUGGCUUCCCGAUAUGUCCGCGGCCAGUGUCCACUCCUACAGCUCGUACGCCAUCGACGCGACUCGUCACUCAUCUCCCGAUUCCGCGCAGACGGCCCGCUCGGCCCCGGCGGCGUCGAAAUUCGGAAUUGCGGCGCCUCAGGCGCCGACUCGACCUACUGCCAAGACGCUUGCGGCGGCUACGAAGGGGAGUUGGACGGCGUUGAUAACUAUAAAUACCGCUACUACGUCACGGGCAAGGUCGGCGAUCUGAACGCGCUGCCCUCGAACCCGAAGCCCGACUCGGAGGCGCUCUAUUUCCCGUACACGAUCAGGUGCCACCGUGGUGCGACAGUCAGCGAGUAUAACAGCGUGUCGGGUUCCAACGGCUACACGAGCGCGCACACCGCUACGGCUCACCCGGGCUACAGCUCCGUGAAGCUCCCCGUCCAGUGCCUCGACGGAAAAUCCAAGGCCGACUAUGACUGGGCUAACCUCGGAAGUACGACCGGCUCAGGCUCUGGUUCAGGUUCUGGCUCAGGCUCUGGUUCGGGCUCUGGCUCAGGUACGACGUCGGACACUCCGACGAGCGGCGCCGCGGCUUCCGCGCCGCGCCUCGCCGCCGCCGCCGCCGCCGCGACUUUGUUCGCAUGGCUCUAAGCGGACUCGGACCGAAUUCGCCCCAUCGCCCCCAUCGCCUGUUGUAACUAGCAUAUCCCGCGAAUCUUACGACGGGGUUUCCAAG